Molecule: messenger RNA, 2718 nt
Organism: Penicillium oxalicum
Lineage: Eukaryota; Fungi; Ascomycota; Eurotiomycetes; Eurotiales; Aspergillaceae
Product: Zn(II)2Cys6 transcription factor
Exons: 5
Coding region: 1-2718 (905 amino acids)
Biological process (GO): DNA-templated transcription; regulation of DNA-templated transcription
Cellular component (GO): nucleus
Molecular function (GO): DNA-binding transcription factor activity, RNA polymerase II-specific; DNA binding; zinc ion binding
Source: RefSeq, a predicted model, not a curated record
AUGUCGGGCUAUCAUGCUGGGCCUUUUGGUCACUCGGGAGAUAAUCCAUACCAGCUUCCUCCGCCACGGACACCGGCAAACUUGCAAUAUGGACCCGAUUCAUUCCUCCGACAACGGGACUCGGAGAGAUCAGACCUGGUUCGAGAGGCUGUACCAGCAGAUGCUGCCUCUGUCCGCCAGCCCAACGAACCAUUGCCGUCCGUCCGAUCGCUGUUGACACCAACCACGGGCCCGGGAUCACCACCGGCAUUUCGUCAACCACGAUAUGGCAUCCAAACGCCAGCUGAAUCGCACCGGGACAUGGGCUAUCCGUUUCGCCCGCAGGAGACCGUGUUUCCUCCGCUACAGAUGGGCACGCUGGACCGGCGUCGCUCCGAGUCUCUACCGCACUCUCAACCCACCAGCCUUCCACCUCUAUCGCACGUAGCCAUGGGAGGGUCGGCGGAGGUCGACCACCAUCAUCACACCACACGCAGUGAUCCGUCCACCGCAAAGUCAUCGCACGCUCAUCUCUCCCCCCGCAACAACUCGCAUUCAGAACUGAUGCCGUCGGCCGAGAUAUCAUCACCCGAAAGUGUUACACGAGCCAAUGCCCCCGCGGUUCUUCCCCACGUGGUUGAUGAACGAUACAUCGACGGUGAGCUGUGCUUCGUGUAUGCAGAUGGGUCACAUCAGCCCAAGAUCGUGGACGGGAAGCCAGUCAAUCCCAAUUGGGGCGUGACCAAGGCAGGGAAGCCGCGAAAGCGACUCGCACAGGCGUGCCUGACCUGUCGUGAAAAGAAGAUCAAAUGUCAACCGAAUCGGCCAAAAUGCGAUCAGUGCCAAAAGUCGGGACGCGAGUGUCGAUUCGAAAACGCGCUCCGAGGGAAUCGCCCCAGAGGCUCGCAUUCAGUGGGACCGUCCGGGAACGCGACCUCGGAAAUCAUCGGUGCUGUGUACGACAUCACUCGUGCAUCGGACAGUGGAGCAUCACUUCCGGGAAGCGGCCAUUCGCCCAUUUCGGAAAGUGUUGGCCUGACUCCAUCUGGCAUAGAAAUUACGCACGAUCCCAUGCUAGACGCAGAACGAGCUUAUCGACAGCGGGCCUAUCGAAUCCCCCGCCCCUUUGAGGAAGACAGUCACAUCCGACACACGACCUACCCCGAGACGAAUCGCCUGCCUGAGUAUCAGGAGAUCCUCGGUGAAAUGAGAGAUACCGGCCCGGACGAUCCCCUGCUGGCCUCGUGGAACGUGGACCCGUUCGAUCAUGACCCAGAAAUGACUCUGCACUACGUCGACACUUUCUUCACCUAUGUCAAUGAUGGUUUGUACCAUAUCUUUCCCCAUGCUCGAUUUAUCCUGUGGCUCAAGUCCUGCAACACCAAGUCGCAAGAAGACAAGAUGGUGCUCUAUUCCAUGAUGGCCCUGGGAUCCAUCUUUUCCGAUCGUCCGGACAAGGUCAGUGCAUUGCGACGGUACUCUCGUAUUGCGAGGUUUGCCAUCCAGCGGAGUCAGCACAACCUCUGCUUGCAGCUGGUCCAAAGCCAUCUGCUCAUGGGGCUGUUGUACUACGCGGCCGGUUCCCUGGUCGCCGCUUGGGACGCGGUUGGGUCCGCUGGACGGGCUGUCAGUGGGCUGCGGUUCAAUAUCGAGUCGGGAGGGGUCAUUGUUGGUCAAAACCAGCCGUGUGAAUAUGGGUUGCACCCGCAGGCCCUCAUUGAAUGCCGCCGGCGGACAUUUUGGGUCGCGUUCAUUCUGGAUCGCAUCUCCUCGUUGUUCUCAGUUCCGAGUACCACCAUUCCCUCAGAGUCUGCCUUGAUUCGGUUACCGUGUCGUGAAGACAUCUACGAGGCUCAGCAAUAUGCCACGGCUCCGUACUUCCAAAAUAUUCUGAACCAAGCUUCACGGUUUUCCGAGGAUGAUCGACACUCACUCAGCCCGAUGGCCUUUGUGAUCCAGAUCUUGUCCAUCUGGGGGACGUCCGAAGACUUCCAUACAGAGAUCAUCCAAAGGACGGACGACUGGAUCAACCAGCUUCCUGAGCACCUCACUUUCUCGGUCGCCAACAUGGAACGUGCAAGCCAAGCCAAGAAAGUGGAUGCCUUUGUUGGGAUACACAUGUUUUACCAUGCGACGUUGAUGAAGCUGUAUAGACACGCUCGAUACCAAAGCUUACGGCCCGAGGUUCUGGCCCGGCAUAUCCAUCGCGCACGAUACCACGCGGUCGAAAUCCUCCGCAUUGCCCUUGCGGUUGUUCAAUACGCCCAUGAUGUUCAGGCCUCUCGAUCCACGUCGGAUUCGUCAUCUGCCCACGGAACGCUUCUAGGUCCUUUCUUGGCGCAUGUGGUUGUGUCUGCGGUGGAUGUUCUCAGCGCCGGGGGCAUGGUCACCGAGCUACCCGACUGCAUUUCUUUCACCAACGGUGCCUACGGGAUGGUUCAAUUAUUGGGUCAUCACUGGGAGAGUUCAAUCUGCCUGGCCAAUCUGAUCAAAAAGCGACUCGAUGCGAUGAUUGACUGUGCAAAUGACCGAUCUCGGAACCAAGAAAAAAUCUGUUUCGCCGUUGACGGUCCCUCGCUGGAGACUAGAAUACCGACCGGCACUCCUUCUCCACCUCAGGGUACACUGGACGAGGACUUGUUUUACGGGGCCCUCCCGCGUGAUGUUCUCCUCAAAGCGAUGAGAGGAGACGACACCUUGUCGGCAGACAAGAACAUUGCCUGGUUCAAUGAUCAGUGA